Molecule: messenger RNA, 981 nt
Organism: Chara braunii
Lineage: Eukaryota; Viridiplantae; Streptophyta; Charophyceae; Charales; Characeae
Source: the annotation of a GenBank genome assembly
CUCGUACCUGACAUCGACUUUUGUUCAGUACUCUUUUAUCAUGUGAUACUUUAGGAUGGCGGGUCAAAUGCACGUUCGAACGUGUUAUAAUUGUGGAUCUCCUGAUCAUUUAUGUCGUGAAUGUCCUCAUCGUGGAUUUGGUAGACCUCCUGCCACAGGGGCGAAUUCCACUCCUCUUGCUAAUCAGCCUCUCCUCGCAUUACCCCCUCCCUCCAGCUCAUCAUCUUUUGCUGUCACUAACAACUAUUCUAACGGUGCUACUCCUGCUGCGGCUGCUCCGACGUUCCCUGAACAGCAGUUCAAUCAAUCGCGGACGAAUUGGUGGAAGGUCGAUCAGGAAAAGCUAGAUAGAUGCCAUGCUCGUACCGUUGCUGAUGAAGAACGGGAGGCGAAGACGAAGCUAGAGGAGGAGAAGAUCAAAAAAUUUAAGGAGGAGGAAGAUAGGAAAGAGGAAUGGAGGAAGGAGCGUGCGCGCCUCGAAGAGGAGAUGGGUGCGCGUCUCGACAAGCGCCCGGAGAAGGUCUAUCCCCAUUUGAUCAACAAGGAUGAUGGUAUGGUUAGCCCAAACGAGGAGUUGGUGCAGCUGAAGAAGGAGAACGAGAAGUUGAGGAGGUUAUUACGUGGGGAUGAUAAUCAUGGGGAUGAGGUUGCAGCAGGAGAUUGCGGACUUGUGGAGGCAAGUUGCCAAGAAGAAGUUGGUGGAGGAUGAUAUUUUUGCACUACGGCAAGAGAUCGAACAACUGCGGGGUACGACCUUGGAUGUGUUUCAUGGGUAGGAAAAGUGCGGAAUUAUUUGGAUGAAUUGAUUCGUAGUGGCUUUGACUUUGAAGUAUGAGAGGGUCCGUUGGUAUAUCUCUUGGUUUCCCCUUGGUCCAGACAUACGUAUGUUGGGUCUACCUCCCGUUCCCUUCCGGCUGGCUGGAAUGAGCAUGUCUACCGCUGCCUGGAUCGUGAUGUGAUCGAUAAAGGUAAGCGGAAUCA